CACAAUUCAGAAGCAAAAAUCGAUUUGACAAGUGAAUGAAAAAACCAUUUAAUUUUGUAAUUUUCCAGUGAGGGAUUUUAAUUUAUAACUAUUUUACAACACAACCUAUAUUUUAUCAAUACUCAUCAUCAAGAAGGAGUAGCCGCCUCUCCUUUCACAUCGAUCUCUUCUGCUUCGGACAACAUCUCCCGAUGGGUUCAUCUGCUUUGCCUCCGACCUCAUCGUUUCUCUCCGACAAGCAGAAAGAUGUGGGAUUUUCGUCUUUCUGCACACAGCCUUCGUUCCCAUGUUCCGCACAGGUUUCCAAGAAAAUGGUGUCCAAGAAAGUUGUUUCUGUGAUGACACCUCAGCAAUCUGAGCGCAAACCCUCCACAACCGGCGCGGUUAAGACUGGGAUGACAAUGACUGAGAAGAUAUUUGCAAGAGCUUCGGAGAAAUCCCAAUUGAUACCCGGCGAGAACGUGUGGGUCAACGUCGAUAUCUUGAUGACCCACGACGUUUGUGGCCCGGGUUCUAUCGGGAUUUUCAAGAAAGAGUUUGGGAAAAAUGCAAAGGUGUGGGACCGUGAAAAGAUUGUUAUAAUUCCAGACCACUAUAUUUUCACAGCCGACGAACGAGCAAAUCGAAAUGUAGACAUCUUGAGGGAUUUCUGUAACGAACAAGAUAUCAAGUACUUUUACGACAUUAAAGAUCUCGGGAAUUUUAAGGCAAAUCCAGAUUACAAAGGCGUGUGCCACGUGGCGCUUGCUCAAGAAGGUCAUUGUCGUCCAGGAGAGGUUUUGUUGGGUACGGACUCGCACACAUGUACCGCUGGAGCAUUUGGUCAAUUUGCUACCGGGAUCGGAAAUACCGAUGCGGGUUUUGUUUUGGGUACCGGAAAGCUUUUGCUUAAGGUGCCUCCGACUCUGAGAUUUGUUAUGGAUGGCGAAAUGCCCGAUUAUCUGCUUGCAAAAGAUUUGAUUUUGCAAAUUAUCGGCGAGAUUUCAGUAGCUGGUGCAACGUACAAAGCAAUGGAGUUUGUCGGUUCUACUGUCGAAAGUUUGACAAUGGAAGAAAGAAUGACACUGUGCAACAUGGUUGUUGAAGCUGGUGGAAAGAACGGUAUCGUCCCUGCUGAUAGUACCACAUUUAAGUACCUCGAGGACAAGACUUCUUUGCCGUAUGAGCCAGUUUAUAGUGACGGACAAGCAAGAUUUCUUCAAGAGUACAGAAUCGACGUCUCGAAAUUGGAGCCCUUGGUUGCUAAGCCUCACUCUCCCGAUAAUCGUGCUUUAGCCAGAGAAUGCAAAGACGUGAAAAUCGACAGAGUGUAUAUCGGAUCUUGCACCGGUGGUAAAACAGAGGAUUUCAUGGCUGCUGCCAAAUUAUUUCAUGCCUCGGGGAAAAGGGUGAAAGUUCCGACAUUCCUAGUGCCAGCUACGCAAAAGGUGUGGAUGGAUGUAUAUAGUCUACCUGUACCUGGAGCGGGCGGGAAAACUUGCUCGCAGAUAUUCGAAGAAGCUGGUUGUGAUACGCCAGCUAGCCCUAGUUGCGGUGCUUGUUUGGGUGGGCCGAGAGACACUUAUGCGCGCAUGAAUGAAGCUCAGGUAUGUGUGUCGACGACAAACAGGAAUUUCCCCGGUCGAAUGGGGCACAAAGAAGGGCAGAUAUAUCUAGCUUCUCCGUAUACAGCUGCAGCAUCUGCGUUGACUGGCUUCGUUACUGAUCCAAGAGACUUUCUGCAGUAAGACUUUUCACGAGAAUUAUUGUGAUUUUUUAUGCUCGCCCUUUUUUUGUUUUUUAUUUAUGUAACUUCGGGAGUUGAAAAAGCAUCGAAAAUAUUUAUGCGCUGAAUUUUUAGCUUCUUGAUCGGUGUUUGCUUAAAACUUGUAUUGUUCGUGUACUCGACGUUUGUAAUAAGAUCAAAUGUCAAUGAGAAUAAAGUCGCUAGUCGAAUGUAUUGUGGAUUAUAAUAUAUGCGCGUACAAGUAUACGGCAUACUGUAUAAUUUACACUAUGUCUGCAUAUUUUUCACUUUCAA
Erythranthe guttata (spotted monkey flower) is the source of this 2020-nucleotide messenger RNA. RefSeq names its product isopropyl malate isomerase large subunit 1 (gene IIL1). Gene Ontology annotation, biological process: amino acid biosynthetic process. Gene Ontology annotation, molecular function: 4 iron, 4 sulfur cluster binding; 3-isopropylmalate dehydratase activity. Lineage: Eukaryota; Viridiplantae; Streptophyta; Magnoliopsida; Lamiales; Phrymaceae. The record is from RefSeq and is a predicted model, not a curated record.